Protopolystoma xenopodis is the source of this 330-nucleotide messenger RNA. NCBI's taxonomy places the organism in Eukaryota, Metazoa, Platyhelminthes, Monogenea, Polystomatidea, Polystomatidae. The record is from the annotation of a GenBank genome assembly.
AUGGACCUAUCCGCCUGCGAUUUGGCAUCCUUAGUCAAGCGUCGGCGUGUGCUUGCAGCCCAAGCUGCGGCAGAGCGAGAGGCACGCGAACGCGAGGAGCGUGAACGUCGAGCUAUGCUGGCUGUGGUGCAAGUUCAGCAACGUCACCUCGCUGCAGCCGAGAGAUCCUACGAAUUGGCCAAACAUGAUUUUGCCAGCACUCAGAGAGUAUCUCCUCUCGGUCUCGAUCGAAAUCAUCGCCGAAUUUGGCAUUUCCGUUGUGCUCCUGAUCGUAUAUUCUUGGAGGAUAACUGGGCACCUCAAGCUGCAGCAGAUAUUAAGGUUUGUUAG